UGAUACUUCAGUUGACCUAAGGAUGUAACUGCAUGAAGCCACAAAGACAAUUUGGUUUGUUUCACUAUGGGUAAAUGUCUAUAAUACAAACUGAAUUACAUUUUUUGUCCAGCAGAAACAAGCAUGCUAGCGCAGAACAGUUCAGCUGUACAGUCUCUCCUGCUGUCCUGGUUACAGCACUACAUAAAUGAGACCUGGUACUUGCCUGCUUUACCUCUCCCUACUGCUGCUCAUCUAAGUGCAACACAGAUCAAAGGACAAAGCCAAGGGAUGAUCUACAUCUUACUGAUGGUGGGGCUCUUCAGUUUCUUCACCUUUGGAAUCAUGUUCAGCUACAUCCGCUCUAAAAAACUAGAGAACUCACAGGAUCCUUACCACCAGUACAUAGCCAAAGACUGGGCCAAAGUGAUGGCGCCUCCCUCCACUGCCAUCACCCAGGCUCUCAGAGGAGACAGACAGGAGGCUGUAGUUAUUGGAAACCCAACUGCACAGGAGCACCUGCCUGGAUGAGGAUCUGGAAAACCAGGACCCUCCAGGAACCGAUGCUUUUAGAACCAUUACGCAGCCAGGUUAAACACAAUAUUAAAUGAUUCUCCACAUACACUAGAGCAGAGCAUAAAAAUGUAUAGGUUCCACCGCACUACUUUACUGAAUGGAAUGACUAAUAUUGUCUUUACACUGCCACUAACUGACCAGUUUCUCUUUUGAAUGUUAAUCUAAUUUCU
Electrophorus electricus (electric eel) is the source of this 725-nucleotide messenger RNA. Its product is annotated as potassium voltage-gated channel subfamily E member 1. The record is from RefSeq and is a predicted model, not a curated record. Gene Ontology annotation, molecular function: voltage-gated potassium channel activity involved in ventricular cardiac muscle cell action potential repolarization; potassium channel regulator activity; transmembrane transporter binding. Gene Ontology annotation, biological process: regulation of ventricular cardiac muscle cell membrane repolarization; regulation of heart rate by cardiac conduction; ventricular cardiac muscle cell action potential. Gene Ontology annotation, cellular component: membrane; voltage-gated potassium channel complex. Lineage: Eukaryota; Metazoa; Chordata; Actinopteri; Gymnotiformes; Gymnotidae.